AUGAAGAAUACAUUGUCAAAUUUAUUUCUGAACAUUAAUCCAGCAAUGGCGGCGUCAAACACCAGUAAUGUUCUGAUGGGAGGAUUGGGGGCUCUGAAAGGGAUGAAAAAGCCGCCAAGAGUGCCAUUUGUUUCGGAAACGGUGUCAAUUGGUGAUAUUGACUGCUGUUUGCACACUUAUGAUCCCGUCUCGACCUAUUCAGGAACUCCGCCCAAGGCAUUGAUUGUCUUUUUCCAUGGAUGGAACGCCCACGGGACCUUUCCGACGUCGAGAAUUCUUGCUGACUUGAUGGUAGCAAAUGGGUAUGCCUUCAUGGCACCGGAUCUGCCUGGCCAUGGCCUAACUUCAGGGUUGCGAGGAUAUUUGGAGAGUGGAGAGAAGAUGAUUGACUUUGCCACCAAGAUUACUGAAUAUGCUUUUCAGUCAUACGUGUCAAGGGUUGCAGCCGAGAAGGCCAAGAGGGGACCUGAUGGAGGCAAUCCUGGUCUCAAGCUCUUUUUGAUCGGAUCCAGCCUGGGAGGAAAUCUUUCCCUUCAUGUGUCCCUUCGACGCAAAGACUUGGUAUCGGGGAUUAUCCUCAUGGCGCCCAUGCUCAAGAUUUCCUUGAUUACGCCGUUUCUGACAAAGAUGUUUACAAAGCAAUUGGCAGCUGCCCUUCCCAAAUUAGAAGCCAUUCCAAUUGGCAAGAAUUACAAUUAUAGAGAUCCCACGAUUGCCGAAGAAUGUGAAAAGGAUAAGUUGAAGCCUCACCAAGUGGGAGACAAAGGUAGGCUGGGAACAGUCCAAACAUUGUUUGAAUUGGAAAGAUUACUUCAGGAGCAAUUCGAGGAUGUUUUUUGCCCAUGCUUUGCCAUGGUUGGGGACGAAGACACAACCGUCAACAAUCAAGGUGCAGUGGACCUUUGCAGGAUUGCCCGAUCCCAGGAUAUGGCGCUCAAGCGAUACCCAGCUCGACACGGUUUGAUGGGAGAGCCAUCACCGUUGGUGGAUAAAAUGCAAUAUGACAUGAUCCGCUGGCUGGACGAAAGGUGCAGCAGUCAAGAAGUGUUUAUCCGAUCAUCCUUGUAA
Messenger RNA from Seminavis robusta, 1068 nucleotides. The record is from the annotation of a GenBank genome assembly. NCBI's taxonomy places the organism in Eukaryota, Bacillariophyta, Bacillariophyceae, Naviculales, Naviculaceae.